ACAGUACAGGUAAAUAGGCUGACAAAUAGAUUGUCUAUCCUAUUCAUUCAUAUUAAAAAUGAUGAAACGUCAUAACUUGAGCUUUAUUCGAACCUCAAAAAAAUAUUCGUGGCAUUCUUACUAAUGGCAUUCAAAUGAUUUAGAAAAGCCUCUAAACUAACGGUAAUAAUGAGGGAGAUUUUGAGGCUAAUUAUAUUUACAAGGAGCAUACAGUAUUAUUAUCAGGCAAAUUAUGAUAACGCACUGUUCACCUAGUCUGCUAUCUUAUCUACAAUGAAUUUCAUGGUGAGUAGUAGAAGUUUUAUUUUGAAUUAGUGCUAGAACCAUGAUGAAAACUUUCAUAAGAAUGAGGAGUGUGUAGACUAUUCAAUGUUUGAAAAUAAUUUAUAAAUCGCUUGGAUCUUCCCCACUUUUAACUCGUUGACAAUAUUUUAGUUUAUGACGGAGAAUGGAAACUUAGGAACUGUUGCUAAUUUGAGACAAUAAAAUGGAAAAAUGGUUGAGAGUUUCAUUGUUGCUGUCAAUUUUUGGAGUUCUGAAGGAAUUCAGACCCACCGAGCCUUUUAUCACAGAAUUCCUGACUAAUCCACCUCUGAAUUUCACAAAAGAAACUGUAACCUAUGAAAUCUACCCUAUUGGAGUCUACAGUAAUAUGCUGGAACUGAUAAUCGUCUUCCUAGUAACCGAUUACUUCAGAUAUCAACCGGUUAUUGUUACUUGUGCCAUAAGUGGAUUAAUUGUGUACUUGAUACUCACUUUUGGGAAAUCGUUAAUAUGGAUGCAGUCAACCCAAAUAUUCUACGGUCUAUUCUUAGCUGGAGAUAUAGCCUACUACUCGUAUAUAUACGCAAAAGUAGACAAGGAGCAUUUUCAAGAAGUGACUAGUCACACUAGAAGCGCCUACCUGAUUGGACGAACCAUAUCCGGAGUGACUAGUCAAGUAUGUGUGACUUUCAACCUGUUGACUUACUACCAGAUGAAUUUUCUGACUAUUGGAGGUCUAUCUCUGGCCGUGCUCUGGUCUCUCUCGCUCCCCAAAGUGGAGCACAGUUUCUACUUCCAUCGCAAGGAGAAAGAAGAAGCAGAAGUGGAAGACAAUCCGACAAUAAUUGGCCACAGUUCCUCGUCAAUAAUUGGCAGAGAUGACGUCACCACAGACGCCAAUAGAUUCUCUGACGUCAUCAAAACUAUGGGCAACGAUAUCAAGUACACGUUAAGCUCACAGAAAAUUAUUUUUCCGUUGAUUUGGUCUGUUGUUGCUACUUCGUGUUACUAUCAGGUACUCUCGUUUGUUCAACUGCUAUGGCAUCAUAUUGCCAAAUCUAAUAGUGAAGACCAAGAUCUAUGGAACGGAGCUGUAGAGACUACAUACACAUUAUUAGGAGCCGUAGGCACUCUGAGCGCCAGCAAAAUCAGACUAAAUUGGGAGAAAUAUGGAAAUCUAAUUUGUGGUAUCAGCAUAUUUGCAAUGGCUGUUAUGCUAUUCCUUAUGUCACAAACCAGGAUUCUAUGGAUAGCCUAUGCUACUCUGAUCACGUUUAACAUAAUCUACCAAGUUACUAUUACUUUUGUCAAGUAAGUACCUUAUAGUUAUCAGUUAAUAUAGUUAUAGUUAAAUAUAGUUAUAG
Molecule: messenger RNA, 1628 nt
Organism: Nilaparvata lugens (brown planthopper)
Lineage: Eukaryota; Metazoa; Arthropoda; Insecta; Hemiptera; Delphacidae
Product: thiamine transporter 2
Exons: 7
Coding region: 488-1579 (363 amino acids)
Biological process (GO): transmembrane transport; vitamin transport
Cellular component (GO): plasma membrane
Molecular function (GO): vitamin transmembrane transporter activity
Source: RefSeq, a predicted model, not a curated record